AUGUCGGGUGCCGACCCCCUGGAGACGCUGCAGGUGGAAGCGAGCUGCUCGGUUUGCCUGGAAUACCUGCAAGAUCCCGUCAUCAUCGAAUGCGGUCACAACUUCUGCCGCCGUUGCAUCACCCGUUGGUGGGCCGAACUGGCGCGCGAUUUCCCCUGCCCCGUCUGCCGUAAAACCUCUCGCCAUCGCGCCCUUCGGCCCAACCGGCAACUCGGGAACAUGGUAGAAGCCGCCCGGCAGCUUCGCGGCGCCAAACGGAAGGCCAGGGAGGAAAGUCGUUGCCAAGCUCAUGGCCAAGCUUUGGCCCGGUUCUGUCGUGACGAUCAAGCCCCCGUUUGCCUGCUCUGCGAGAUCUCCCACGCCCAUCGCGCCCACGCCCUCGUCCCCCUUGAUGACGCCGCCCUUGAGUAUAAGGAAAAGCUCCGGCGCUGUUGGGAGCCGCUGGAGCGGAAGCUGGAGGCAGUUGCCGGCUGCCGAGCACAGGAGGAGAAGAAGCCGAGCGAGUUGAAGCGUGAAAUCCUGCAACGGCUUCAGGCCAACUUGGCUCGGCUCGGGGAGCAGCGCCGGGUCCUGGCCGCCCUCGUGGCUGAGCUGGAGGAGAAAUGUCUGCAGUCGGGCGCCGAGAUGCUCAAGGACAUCAAGGACACCCUGGCCAGGUGCGAGGCCGCAGCGGCACCGGUGGAAGAACCGGUUUCUGUCCCCAUCGAGUUGGAGAAGAACUUCUGCAGUUUUCCCCGGCAAUACUUCACCCUCCGGAAAAUCACCCGGCGCCUCAUCGCCCCUAAAUCUUCCCUUCCUUCCCGGUGUCGCCAUCCAGGUGAGGUGACGUUGGAUCCUGACACGGCGCAUCCCAACCUGGUUUUAUCAGAAGAUCGGAAAAGCGUUCGUUUUGUGGAAGUUCGACCCCGGGAUUUACCUGAUACCCCACGGCGUUUCACCAUCUACCCCUGCGUUUUGGCGGCGCAGGGUUUUACCUCCGGUCGUCAUUACUGGGAGGUGGAAGUCGGCGAUAAAACCCACUGGGCUCUUGGCGUUUGUAAGGAUUCGGUGAGUCGGAAAGGGGAAUUAACGCCGUUACCAGAGACGGGAUAUUGGCGGGUACGGCUCUGGAACGGCGAUAAGUAUGCAGCCACCACCACCCCCUUCACCCCACUGACAGUGCGGGUGAAACCCAAGCGGGUGGGGGUCUUCGUGGACUACGAAGCCGGGAAGGUGGCUUUUUAUAAUGUCACCGAUCGCUCCCACAUUUACACCUUCACCGAUACUUUCACCGAAAAGAUUUGGCCGCUUUUUUAUCCUGGAAUCCGUGCCGGCAGGAAAAAUGCGGCGCCUCUCGUUAUCCGUUCGCCUACAGAUUGGGAGUGA
Molecule: messenger RNA, 1365 nt
Organism: Cariama cristata (Red-legged seriema)
Lineage: Eukaryota; Metazoa; Chordata; Aves; Cariamiformes; Cariamidae
Product: E3 ubiquitin-protein ligase TRIM39-like
Exons: 6
Coding region: 1-1365 (454 amino acids)
Molecular function (GO): protein binding; zinc ion binding
Source: RefSeq, a predicted model, not a curated record